Molecule: messenger RNA, 888 nt
Organism: Miniopterus natalensis
Lineage: Eukaryota; Metazoa; Chordata; Mammalia; Chiroptera; Miniopteridae
Gene: CXCR1
Product: C-X-C motif chemokine receptor 1
Biological process (GO): G protein-coupled receptor signaling pathway; positive regulation of cytosolic calcium ion concentration; immune response
Cellular component (GO): external side of plasma membrane; membrane
Molecular function (GO): C-X-C chemokine receptor activity; C-C chemokine receptor activity; C-C chemokine binding
Source: RefSeq, a predicted model, not a curated record
GGAAACUCCCUGGUGAUGCUGGUCAUCUUACAAAGCCGGGUCAGGCGCUCCGUCACUGAUGUCUACCUGCUCAACCUGGCCAUGGCCGAUCUGCUCUUUGCCAUGACCUUGCCUAUCUGGGCCACUUCCAGGGCAAAGGGCUGGAUCUUUGGCACAUUCCUGUGUAAGGCGGCCUCGCUCCUGAAGGAAGUCAACUUCUACAGUGGUAUUCUACUACUGGCCUGCAUCAGCGUGGACCGUUACCUGGCCAUUGUUCAUGCCACACGCACACUAACUCAGAAGCGACACUGGGUCAAGUUCAUAUGCUUAGGCAUUUGGGUCCUAUCCCUGAUCCUCUCCUUGCCCAUCUUUAUCUUCCGUGAGGCCUAUAAGCCACCUUUAUCCAGUCUAGUUUGCUAUGAGGACCUGGGUGCCAAUACAACUAAAUGGCGUAUGGUGAUGCGGGUCCUGCCCCAGACCUUUGGCUUCCUCCUGCCACUGCUGGUCAUGCUGUUCUGCUAUGGAUUCACCCUGCACACGCUGUUUCAGGCCCACAUGGGGCAGAAGCACCGGGCCAUGCGGGUCAUCUUUGCUGUCGUGCUUGUCUUCCUGUUCUGCUGGCUGCCCUACAACUUGGUCCUGAUGGCAGACACCCUCAUGAGGAUCCAGACGAUUGAGGAGACCUGUGAACGCCGAAAUGACAUUGGCCGGGCCCUGGAUGCCACCGAGAUUCUAGGCUUCUUCCACAGCUGUCUCAAUCCCCUCAUCUACGUCUUUGUUGGCCAGAAGUUUCGCCAUGGACUCCUCAAGAUCAUGGCCAUCCAUGGCCUGAUCAGCAAGGAGUUCUUGGCCAAGGAAGCCAGGCCUUCCUUUGUUGGCUCUUCAAGGAAUACUUCUACUACCCUCUAA